AUGGCAGUCAGCACUAUCAACAUGGCACCUUACUUCACUGGCUAUCCUUUUCAAGGACAGGGUCGCGUGAACCAGCUGGGUGGUGUAUUCAUCAACGGCCGUCCAUUACCAAACCAUAUACGUUUGAAGAUCGUCGAGAUGGCAGCGGCCGGCGUUAGGCCGUGCGUCAUAUCAAGGCAGCUCAGGGUCUCACACGGCUGCGUCUCCAAGAUCCUGAAUCGGUAUCAGGAAACGGGAUCGAUCAGACCCGGCGUGAUUGGCGGCAGCAAGCCGCGAGUCGCUACGCCGGAAGUCGAGGCGAGGAUCGAAGAUCUUAGGCGGCAGAACCCUGGGAUCUUCAGCUGGGAAAUACGCGAGAAAUUGAUAAAGCAGGACGGAGUCUGCGACAAAGCCUCGGCACCUUCCGUAUCAAGUAUCACCAGACUUCUACGUGGACCAGCCAACCAGACACGUCCCGGCGAUGACCUACGCAGAAAUCACUCUAUCGAUGGUAUUCUUGCUGGAAGUAGCGGCGAUGACUCCGACACGGAAAGCGAACCUGGCAUCGCGCUGAAGAGGAAACAACGCAGAAGCAGGACCACCUUCACCGGCGAACAACUGGAGCAGCUGGAAGCGGCCUUUCAUCGGACGCAGUAUCCUGACGUCUACACCAGAGAGGAACUCGCACAAAAAACGAAGUUAACGGAAGCGCGAGUGCAGGUUUGGUUCAGCAACAGGCGUGCCAGGCUUCGCAAACAGCUGAACAGUCAACAACUGAACGCCUUCAACAUGAGUCUACCCUUCCAGACUCAACACUACGGCAACGGUGCCGAGAGCUAUCAGAGCUACGGGCAGGCGAGCGUUGCUGCCGCCGCGGCAACCACCGCCGGCUAUUCUCAGCAUUACAACUAUGGGGAGAACUAUUACGCGGCGCAGCAGCAAUGGCCGCGGGCGACUCCGGACAAUUACGGAUUGUUCAACGCUUCCCAUUACGGCAGCAGCAACCUUACCUCCAAUCUGACGUCCACCAAUCUCAAUCUGGGCAGUCUGGGAGGCAGCGUCAGCCCGACCGGGUCUAACAUGAGCGCCUGCAUGGUGCAAGGUGGCGCAUCCUCCUCCGGGGUGCCAGUCUCAACGGGGAUGGCGCCCCACGUGACCCCGCACAGCCCCAGCGAGGCGAAGAGCGGAUAUCCGUACUUGGGCAGCAUCGAUUCUCAGGUUUGCGGAAGAGUUCACUGAAUUUAAAUUUAACUACGAGAAAUGAUCGCGCGAUUUACGCACAAUUGCAUGAGGAGGAGAUGGCUUAAAAAAUUGUUACUGUUAUUUAUUCUGUUUUUCUUUUCGAGGCUCGAUAUGAAUUGGUAAAAAUAUUUGCGCAAGUUCCGAAAAGAUUGCUGGUUGACAAAGUGUUCUUUAUAAAAAUACAUUUGUUUUAGCUUUUAUUAUUAAAUAGUUUUUUGCGUUAUUACAUACGUUGUUACUUUUUAUUAGGAACUCAAUAGAUAUUCUUUCGGCAACGACUUUAUCGCAAUAUUUUUGUUUCCGUUUCAAGAGUAGAUGUGAAAUGUGUAUAGUCUUCAAAAUUUGAAGAGAUUUUUUUUUUAUUUAUGAAUAUGUAAUCGGUAAUUUAUAAAACGCGAAACGAUUGUAAAUAUCCUAUAGCCGCUUUAUAGAAGGUACGUGUAAGUUUUUCCACGGCGAAGCUACUGCAUAUUUAUGAUAGAGUUAAACUCACGUUUAAGUCGUACAUAGGUAAGCCGUUCACCGACUUCUGAGAAGUGUCGUAAUUACGAAGAUUUAUUCGUUAGAGUGAUUAGCAUUUGGAAGUUGUACAACAACGAUGCCGCGGAUGUUUUACCGCCUUAGAAUUGCCUUACUAUAGUAAUAAUAUAAUACAAAUGAUUAUAUAUAUUCACGAAUGACUCGCGUAUAUUUUAUGGAUAAAGCUGUAUAUAUUUAUGCGUAAAUCGUAUUGAAUUGUAGAAAGGUUAUCGAUAAAGAUAUUCUUAUCACAGUCGACGUUGUGACUUUACCCCACAAAUCAUCCAAUUGGCCAGUUCAAUUAUAUACAUCGCACAUUAUGUGCUGCUGACACGACAGUUAUAUCCGAUCUGUAUAAUGC
Messenger RNA from Wasmannia auropunctata (little fire ant), 2101 nucleotides. Its product is annotated as protein gooseberry-like. The record is from RefSeq and is a predicted model, not a curated record. The transcript is spliced from 6 exons. Gene Ontology annotation, molecular function: DNA-binding transcription factor activity, RNA polymerase II-specific; RNA polymerase II cis-regulatory region sequence-specific DNA binding. Gene Ontology annotation, biological process: regulation of transcription by RNA polymerase II; anatomical structure development. Lineage: Eukaryota; Metazoa; Arthropoda; Insecta; Hymenoptera; Formicidae. The coding region runs from base 1 to 1218 and encodes 405 amino acids.